Cylicocyclus nassatus is the source of this 732-nucleotide messenger RNA. NCBI's taxonomy places the organism in Eukaryota, Metazoa, Nematoda, Chromadorea, Rhabditida, Strongylidae. The record is from the annotation of a GenBank genome assembly.
AUGAAUAUUGAAGACAUCGUGCCAGAGCUGUUCGGCGAAAAACGAGUGUACUACUGCCAACGAUGUCUUAACCAUGGACUGCGAGAAAAGCGGAAAAAUCACAAACAAAACUGCGCCUUCAGCACUUGCCAGUGCCCGGACUGUAUCAUGGUGGAGCGAAGGCGUGAAUUAAAUAGCCGACUUGUGCAAAUAGAAGGAGAACCAGGAAAUCAAAAUUCAGCAGAAUCGACAUGCAGCGUCGAGGAAAACGGCGCGAAAACGAAAGAACGUCGACCGAACUGUCAACGAUGUGCCCAGCAUAAUGUCGUCAAUCGUUUGAAAGGUCACAAGCGAACAUGCCCCUUCAAGGAAUGUUUCUGUCCAAAAUGCCAGGUGGUCGUGGAACGUCAGAAAUUAAUGGCUGAUCAAAUCAAGCUACGACGAAGACAGAAACGUGAGAAGAAUAUCUCUGCUGAACGAGCACGAUCACCCAAUGGUCGGGCGGCCGAAAUUUGCCUGAAAUGCACUCAACAAGCCAUUGGCUACCAGCACCUCAUGUCUAUCCUCGAUCCUUCCAACGUCUCCGAGACAUACAUCAACCUUUCCGCCGUUCUGCAAGCCUGUCCACAUCGGGCGCCUCCUCCGAGCUUAUCCGAAUCGCCGACCACCCCAUUAUUGGCCAAUCCUCUCUCGCCAUUUAUCAUGAAUCAGCAACCUUCAAUACUGAAUGAGGUCAGGGAAGAGCCGGAUUGA